AUGGAUAACCACGAAAUACCAGACUUCGACCGGAUGCAAGAUUUGGCAGCUGAAGACGACGGCCUUGGAUAUAGCCUCCGUCCUAAGACGCUGAACGAAUUUAUCGGACAGGAAAAAGCGAAAGAACAGCUCCGUAUCCAUAUUGAAGCCGCCAAAAAGCGCGGGGACGCGCUUGAGCAUGUGCUGCUUGUUGGUCCACCAGGGCUUGGGAAGACCACGCUUGCAAGGAUCAUCGCCAAUGAAAUUCAGACCAACUAUAAACAGGCAAUCGGUCCCGUCAUGGAGAAACUCGACCUCGCUUCAACCUUGAUGAACCUUGAUCAGGGCGAUAUUUUGUUUAUUGAUGAAAUUCACCGGAUGAAAGGCUAUGUUCAAGAAUUGCUCUACCCGGCGAUGGAGGACUACCAACUGGACUUGGCCAUCGGUCAAGGUCCCGCAUCGGAUGUCGUGCAAAUGCCCCUUAAGCAAUUUACACUCAUUGGUGCGACGACACGCGAAGGUUUGCUUACCGGUCCUUUUCGCGACAGGUUCGGCAUCCGUAUCCAUCUCGAUUACUACGAAGCAAAAGACAUCCAGCAGGCGAUUCGCAUUAACAGUGCAAAACUCAACAUUAAUAUCGACGAAGAUGCCGAAUACACAUUAGCUUGCCGCUCGCGUGGCACGAUGCGAAUCGCAAACAAACUGCUCGCUAACGUUAGAGACUAUGCCCAAGUCGAAGCAGACGGCUCUCUCUCGCUUGAGGUUGUGAAAGAUGCACUCAAAUUCUUUGACAUUGAUGAACGUGGAUUAAACAAACAAGACUACGCCUAUUUUCAGACACUCAUUGAGAAAUUCAAUGGACGUGCGGGGCUCAAGGCACUCGCUGUCGCCCUGAGUGAGGAUGAACGCACUAUCGCAGAGGUUUACGAACCUUACUACAUUAAAGAGGGAUUUUUGAUGCUAACACCAGGCGGACGCAUCGCAACCGAUGCCGCCCAUGAGUACUUCAACUAUCCUGUAGCGUCCCAAACAUCGCUGUUCUAUUAUGGUAAAACCGAGAAAUAG
This is a messenger RNA of Geodia barretti, 1044 nucleotides long. The record is from the annotation of a GenBank genome assembly. Lineage: Eukaryota; Metazoa; Porifera; Demospongiae; Tetractinellida; Geodiidae.